AUGUCAAACCCUCUGGAUACAGAUGCGGGUUCCGAGAUGUUCGCCAGCUAUGAGAAUGAGCUGAAGCUGGUGCAAGCGGAUCUGAACCAAAAACUGGACCAGAUCUCCGAAGCCAGCGGCGAGCAGCGCAAAGCCGCCAUCCGGCAAGCAGAGCAAGUUCUUGACGAGGCCACUGAAUUACUGGACCAGAUGCGCAUGGAGAAGCAGAACAUCCCAUCUGCCGCCCGUUCCAGAGUCAAUAUGCGUUUUCGUAACUAUUCCACCGACAUCGACGAGAUCAAGCGCAAGCUGAAGUCUCUCUCGGACGACCGGAAGGCGCUCUUCGGAGACCGGUACACAGACGAGCCGCAAGACGAGCACCUAGAACAGCGGCAGCAGCUGUUGUCCGGCACUGAACGGCUCGAGCGCAGCUCAGCACGCUUGCAGGAGAGUCAGCGGGUCGCGCUGGAGACCGAGGAUGUAGGACGGAAUGUGUUGGCGGACUUGUACGGGCAGCGGCAGACGAUUCAACACACUCGGGAUAACUUGCAGCAGAGCGAGGGUUACGUUGACACUAGUAUUAAGACAUUGAGGGGCAUGGCCCGUAGGUACUGCGACCCUUUCCACCCUUCCUUCUUCUUUAAUUUGCACUUGGCACAACUCUCUGACCCGUUUCACUCGGCAGGAUGGCUACGAAUCGGAUAA
This is a messenger RNA of Penicillium macrosclerotiorum, 684 nucleotides long. Its product is annotated as v-SNARE protein VTI1. Gene Ontology annotation, cellular component: ER to Golgi transport vesicle membrane; endoplasmic reticulum membrane; SNARE complex. Bases 1 to 684 code for a protein of 227 amino acids. Gene Ontology annotation, molecular function: SNAP receptor activity; SNARE binding. The transcript is spliced from 2 exons. The record is from RefSeq and is a predicted model, not a curated record. Lineage: Eukaryota; Fungi; Ascomycota; Eurotiomycetes; Eurotiales; Aspergillaceae. Gene Ontology annotation, biological process: macroautophagy; intra-Golgi vesicle-mediated transport; intracellular protein transport.